GCGUGCCGAUUACAGGGAAGAGAAUUGAAGCAGCUUUGGAGACGGCAAAACGUCACGCUUUUCCAUUCCACGCGUGAAUCCUCUGUCGCAUCGCAUGUUGUCCAAUUUCAAAACCCAAGGCGCCUCUCUAAGCUUUCGAGACGCUUUAAAAUACCCUUGAAAAUAGCUCUUCUACGAUCUCUUCGCUAGCUAGUCUGAAGUCUGAACUCUGAAGCUAACACAAACUAUGUCUGCCAUGGUGGAGGUUAGAGUUCCGAAUCUUGACUGCGAUGGAUGCGCUACAAAGCUGAAGAAAGCUCUCUUCAAGAUCAAAGGAGUAGAAGAGGUGGAAGUAGAAAUGGAGACACAAAAGAUUACAGUAAGAGGGUAUUUGUUGGAGGAGAAGAAGGUGCUCAAAGCAAUAAAGCGAGCUGGGAAAGCUGUGGAGCCAUGGCCGUUCCCUGGAUACUCUCAUUUUGCCUCGUUUUACCAAUAUCCCACUUACAUUGUCAACCAUUAUUAUGACACCCACAAAAACGGAGCGGCCCCCGGCGUACAUACUUUCUUCCAUACCCCUGCUGUUUACUCGGUCGCCGUCGCCUCCGAUGAGGCCAUUGCUUCUCUCUUCAGCGAUGACAAUCCGCAUGCUUGCACCAUUAUGUGAACAUGCACUUUCUUUUCUUUUUUGUUUAUUUUAACUGAUUAAUGUUUUUCUUUUUUCUUUUUUCUUUUUUCUUUUUUGCGCUCGUUAUGCUUACUUCAAAGCUCAUGCGCUCGUU
Molecule: messenger RNA, 758 nt
Organism: Alnus glutinosa
Lineage: Eukaryota; Viridiplantae; Streptophyta; Magnoliopsida; Fagales; Betulaceae
Product: heavy metal-associated isoprenylated plant protein 31
Exons: 2
Coding region: 227-643 (138 amino acids)
Molecular function (GO): metal ion binding
Source: RefSeq, a predicted model, not a curated record